This is a messenger RNA of Hemiscyllium ocellatum (epaulette shark), 3656 nucleotides long. It is a transcript of the gene anapc2, whose product is annotated as anaphase promoting complex subunit 2. Bases 4 to 2418 code for a protein of 804 amino acids. Lineage: Eukaryota; Metazoa; Chordata; Chondrichthyes; Orectolobiformes; Hemiscylliidae. The transcript is spliced from 14 exons. Gene Ontology annotation, biological process: ubiquitin-dependent protein catabolic process. Gene Ontology annotation, molecular function: ubiquitin protein ligase binding. Gene Ontology annotation, cellular component: anaphase-promoting complex. The record is from RefSeq and is a predicted model, not a curated record.
GCCAUGGCGCUGCUGGAGACAUCUGCUCCGUGCGGCCUCAGUCUGUCAGCCGCCUGGAGUAGGCUGAGCGCCGGCCUCGUCCCCCUCUCUGCACUCGGCCUGGAAGCGUCUGGAAUGGGAAGUGGGAGUGACUUUGUUGAGGAUGAUCUGCAUGUUGCACUAGAAACUUUACGGCAGCAUGGUUUGCAAUCAGUGGCAAUGGAAUGGUUUAUGGAGGUGUUGCAGGUAGACCUGCAGAAGAACAUUGCAGCAGAGUUCUGGGACUUUCUCACACAAAGAGAGAACAUGGUGACAGAACAACAGCGCUCAAAGCUCCUAUAUGAUGCCUUCUGUAUGCUGGAUCAAAGACUAGCACCCUACUUGUGCAGUCUGAAAUAUUUAGAGACUUGGAUCGAGGCGGGUCUGAUUACCAGUGUAGGACCUGGAACACUGAGGGAUAAGGUCUACACGAUGGUUAAAGCUGUGUUGUUCUUCUCAACUGUACAACCCUUUCAGGAGAUUAUACAUGAGUUUUACACUCGUGCUUUCAGUAUCUAUGUGCACCAAGACAAGACCCUACGGAAUGGAGAUGGCAUGAGUGAAGAGGAAGAUGAGAAUGCAGUCGAUGAUAUAGAACUGCUAAACUGUGCUGGCUGUAAUGCUGUGAAAGAGCAAUGCUGGUGUACCACUGCUGUGGAGCAGUUUGCAAAAGUCAAUCAUGUAUUGCACUCGCUGAACCUUUUAGAACGAAUCAGUGCAAGCGCCAUCACAACCAUCCUGCAUAAAAUGAUAGAAGAGCACGUGGGCAGAUUGUGCCGUGGAGAAUAUGAGAACUCCUUUCUCUCCCAGCUAGAGGAGUGGCUGGAAUCAAAAGUAAUUUGUUGGCUGAGCAUGGUGUUUCUGCAGAAAACCAGCACUAAAUUGUCAUCCCCUCAGACAAGCAGCACACUACAACGCUGGAGAAUACACCUGCAGUUUUUUCUUUACCAGGUGUAUGCAAAUAUGAGGAUUGAGGAACUUUUCAGCAUUAUUCGUGAUUUCCCAGAAUCCAAGGCAGCAUUGCAGGAUCUGAAAGUUUGCCUUGAAAGGACCAAUCAGAGACAACAAUUACUUUCAUCUCUAAAAGCAGCCCUGGAAACUCGACUUCUCCACCCAGGAGUGAACACUGCUGAUGUGAUAACUUUGUACAUAUCUGCAAUCAAGGCCCUUCGUGAGUUGGACCCAUCGAUGGUUAUUUUGGAAGUGGUGUGUGAACCAGUCCGCAAGUAUCUCAGGACAAGAGAUGAUACUGUGAGACAGAUCGUAGCAGGUUUGACUGAUGAUUCAGAAGGAUCCAGUGAUCUGGCAAAUGAACUGUCCAAAGCAGAUCCAAUCACUCUAGAGCAUGGACACGAUAGCGAUGAUGAUAUGUCUGAUCCAGAUGAUUGGGUUCCUGACCCUGUUGAUGCAGAUCCAGGUAAAUUUGGUUCUAAACGAAGAUCUUCUGACAUCAUCACCUUGCUGGUCAGCAUUUACGGCAGCAAAGAAUUGUUUAUCAAUGAAUAUCGUACACUUCUGGCAGACCGAAUACUCCAUCAUUUCAGCUACGUUACCUGCAGGGAAAUUCGAAAUCUGGAGUUGCUCAAGCUGCGUUUUGGAGAGGCUCAGAUGCACUUCUGUGAGGUCAUGUUAAAGGAUGUGGCUGAUUCUCGAAGGAUAAAUAGCCACAUUCACGAGGAGGACCAAGAGACUCCUUUACACCUGAAUGCAAUGAUUCUGUCUGGUGAGUUCUGGCCACCUUUGAAAGAGGAAAAACUGGAGCUCCCUACUGAAGUGAAAGAAGCAAUGGAUGCUUAUACCAAGAAGUAUGAGAAAUUAAAGGCCAUGAGAUCACUGAACUGGAAGCCUCAUCUGGGAAAUGUUGACCUGGAGAUCGAGCUGGCAGAUCGAACAUUAUCUGUAUCUGUCUCACCUGUCCAUGCUGCUAUCAUUAUGCACUUCCAACAGAAGAGUACCUGGACUCUGGACGAGCUCAGUGAUGCACUUAAAGUUCCUGUCGUUGCCCUGCGAAGGAAAAUUGCACUUUGGCAGCAGCAGGGAGUCCUAAAAGAGGAUCCCACAGAUACAUUUACAGUGAUUGAGGAGGAACAGAAGGAUCAGCAGGAGAAAAUGGUUUUGAUUGAUAGUGAUGAAGAGGGAGACUCUGCUAUGGCUUCCCAGGCUGAUCAGAAAGAAGAGGAAUUGCAGCUGUUUUGGACAUAUAUCCAGGGUAUGCUGACCAAUCUAGAGAGCUUACCACUGGAACGUAUUCACACCAUGCUCAAGAUGUUUGUGAUGACGGGGCCAGUAAUGGCUGAGAUUGACAUGCAGGAGCUUCAGGCAUUCUUGCAGAAGAAAGUGAAGGACCACCAACUAGUAUAUUCCGGCGGAGUGUACCGGCUUCCCAAAUCUAACUGCUGAAUCAGGAUCCUUGAUCAGAAAGGCUGACUUACUUGGUCAAAGACCACUUGCAGCACAGAAGAGGGAAAGCUGCCAGUCUGAAGCAAGAGCUGAAAGACAACUUUGUGCGUACCUGUCCCCCCUGCACCACCUGAUAUGGAAACUCAGCACAAGUUGAUUGGUUGUAAUUCUGACCUUGAAGCACAGGCACAUGCCCUGAAUCAACUGCCCCCAAACACAGAUGAUCAAUGUAAGAGCACUCAGCACAUCAGCCUCCUCUCAGGAGCAGCAUUUAAACCAGUGACAAGUUGGUUCUCAGUAUGUUGCAAGCCUGUGUGUCAGGAACAUUAUCCUCACAGAAAACUGGUCAUCCUUCUCUGCAUUGUGCUUUUUCUCAUCUUGGGCCUCAUCCUGUUACUGUGGAAUUAUUAUUGCAUUAUUGUCCAGCAUCUCUGCGAUGAUUCCGUGGAUAAUAUCACGCCACAUCUAACAAAGCACCCAGCUGAAGAACAUGCUGUCAUCCUCAAUCAAAACGCUGUGAUUUUGAUUUAGCUGUCUAGUCGAGUUACACUUGAAAAUGAAAUUUGCGCUUUGCUUUAUUUGUUCUUGGGAAAUGGACAGCUCUGGCAUUAAUAAUUGAUUUUAUGUAUAGAUUGGGUUAGGACAGGAGCUUCCUUUCCUAGGAAGCCAAAUGUUUUUCAUUUCAAGCCACCUACUUUCAUGUAAGUUCUCUUUCAAAUGAAAUACUUACAUUGAUAUAAUGCCUUAUACAACUUGCUGAUCUUGCUCUGGGCAGAAAACAGCCAGUGAGGAUAAGGGGUUCCACAGGGAUCAGUGCUGGGAAUGCAGCUGUGUACAAUAUAUAUUAUUCCCUGGAGAAAUGAAUCAAAUCAAAUCAAAUUUGAGGAUGACACACAAGUAGGUGGAAAGGCAUGUUUGAGAGGUAUGCAAACAGUUUACGGAGAGAGAACAGAACAAAAUAUUAUUUAAAUGGAGAAAAUCCUCAUAAAUAUGCAACACAAAGGGGCUUGGGGGGAACUUGUCCCCAGAACAAAGUUUAUGGAGAAAGACAGGAAAAUGGAGUCGAGGAUUAUCAGAUCAGCCAUGAUCUCUUUAAAUGGCUGAAUGCCCUCCCUCUGCUUGUAUUCCUUCCAGUCUUAUGGUCAUAAAAUGAAUGAUCAAAACUAAUAUAUAUUCACCAAACAGCAACUUGGGUUAAUAAAGUAACUUUAACUUAGCUGAAAAUGUGUUGCUGGUUA